Aspergillus nidulans FGSC A4 is the source of this 1086-nucleotide messenger RNA. RefSeq names its product guanine nucleotide-binding protein subunit alpha ganA. Gene Ontology annotation, biological process: positive regulation of pheromone response MAPK cascade; positive regulation of conjugation with cellular fusion; signal transduction. Bases 1 to 1086 code for a protein of 361 amino acids. Gene Ontology annotation, molecular function: G protein-coupled receptor binding; protein-macromolecule adaptor activity; GTP binding. The transcript has 5 exons. The record is from RefSeq and is a predicted model, not a curated record. Gene Ontology annotation, cellular component: plasma membrane; cortical dynamic polarity patch; heterotrimeric G-protein complex. Lineage: Eukaryota; Fungi; Ascomycota; Eurotiomycetes; Eurotiales; Aspergillaceae.
AUGGGUUGUAUGAGCUCAAAGCAGCUCGAAGCGGGGGAUGACAAAGAAGCUAUCCAGCGAAAUGCGAGGAUAGAAAAGAGCCUGAAGAACGAUAAGAAAGUGAUGGAUCGGACGAUCAAGAUUCUGCUUCUUGGUGCUGGUGAAUCGGGGAAAUCAACCAUCAUUAAGCAAAUGCGCAUCAUCCACUCGGGAGGUUUCCCAGAAGAUGAGCGCCGCCAAACACGAGCAGUGAUCUAUUCAAACAUUGUGGUUGCUUUCAAAGUUCUUCUGGACAUUAUGCGAACGGAGAAUAUCGAUUUCGAACAAGAAGGCACAAGAGUCAGUGAUACAGAAUUCGUGGACAAUCUAGAGCCCGAUGUGGGUGUCGAGGAAGCAUUUUCCGACCUUCGAGUUCGCGAUGCAAUGAACGAAAUGUGGAAAGACGGCGGAGUUCAGAAGGCUGUCUCGAAGGGCCAUGAGUUCGCUCUUCACGACAACCUGAAUUACUUCUUCCAUUCGCUCGACCGAUUAUUCGAGUCCGGCUGGCUUCCGGACAAUCAGGAUAUGUUACAGGCGCGUUUGCGAACAACCGGUAUCACAGAAACACUAUUUGAACUAGGCCAGAUGAAUUUCCGGAUGAUGGACGUUGGAGGACAGCGGUCGGAGCGAAAGAAAUGGAUUCAUUGCUUCGAGGGUGUCCAGUGCUUACUCUUCAUGGUUGCAUUGUCCGGAUACGACCAAUGUCUGGUUGAGGACCAGAAUGCUAACCAAAUGCAUGAAGCAAUGAUGCUUUUCGAGUCAUUGGUGAACGGCGAAUGGUUCAAACGAAAGCCCAUUAUCUUAUUUCUCAACAAGAUUGACCUCUUCAAAGACAAGCUCGCGAUAUCUCCCAUCUCAAAGCACUUUCCCGACUACAGCGACUCGAACACCGACUUUGAUGCGGCAGCAAAAUACUUCGCCGAUCGCUUCCGAGGUAUCAACCGGAUUCCGGAGCGAGAAAUCUAUAUUCACUACACCAACGCCACGGAUACAACUUUGUUGAAGGCUACCAUGGACUCUGUACAGGAUAUGAUUAUCCAGAAGAAUCUCCACACGCUCAUACUCUAA